AGAAUGACUUCCAGCGGUGAUGAUAUUCCAACUUUUAAGUGUGUGAUCAUUGGAGACGGCGCAACUGGCAAAACGACCUUUGUAAAGCGACAUGUUUCUGGAGGAUAUGGAAGGCAGUACGUCGCCACUUUGGGCGUCGAAGUUCAUCCCCUCCGAUUUAACACUUCGCGCGGCCAGAUCCAAUUCAACGUCUGGGACACUGCCGGACAAGAGAUGUUGGGUGGACUUCGGGAUGGAUACUACGUACAGGCACAAUGUGCUAUAAUAAUGUUCGAUUUGACAUCCCGUAUCACCUAUAAGAACAUGACAAACUGGUACAGGGAUUUGGUGCGUGUGUGCGGUAGAAUACCAAUUGUCCUAUGCGGGAAUAAAGUAGAUAUUAGGGAUCGAAAAGUAAAGCCGCAAGAUAUAAAAUUCCAUCAGAAAAAUAAUCUGCAGUAUUACGAAAUUUCCGCCAAGUCGAACUAUAACUUUGAGAAGCCUUUUCUCUGGCUGGCUCGUGAGCUAUUUGGGGAUCCCCAGUUGAAGUUGGUAGAGAUGCCAGCACUUCUACCUCCCGAAGUCCACAUGGAUGCGGAUUGGCAGGCUCAAGUAGAGCUGGAAUUGGAAGAAGCCAUGACUACUAAAAUUCCCGACGAUGAUGAGGGCUUGUGA
Molecule: messenger RNA, 654 nt
Organism: Drosophila bipectinata
Lineage: Eukaryota; Metazoa; Arthropoda; Insecta; Diptera; Drosophilidae
Product: GTP-binding nuclear protein Ran-like
Biological process (GO): ribosomal subunit export from nucleus; protein import into nucleus
Cellular component (GO): cytoplasm; nucleus
Molecular function (GO): GTP binding; GTPase activity
Source: RefSeq, a predicted model, not a curated record